Molecule: messenger RNA, 1256 nt
Organism: Poeciliopsis prolifica (blackstripe livebearer)
Lineage: Eukaryota; Metazoa; Chordata; Actinopteri; Cyprinodontiformes; Poeciliidae
Gene: miox
Product: myo-inositol oxygenase
Exons: 10
Coding region: 128-982 (284 amino acids)
Biological process (GO): inositol catabolic process
Cellular component (GO): cytoplasm
Molecular function (GO): iron ion binding; inositol oxygenase activity
Source: RefSeq, a predicted model, not a curated record
AAAGAAAUUGAUAGGUCAGACACUUUGCAGUCGGAACCAGGAGGAUAUAUAUGAGCAAGCAGCCAAGUCUCCAGAGGACCAGCACCAGCACACCUGAACACAUCUGCUGUGAUUACAUCCAUCAGUCAUGAGGGUGGUCAACAUUGGACCGGAUCCAUCGCUGGCAUAUCGGCCAAACUUAGAAGACUCCAAGGAGAAAGAAGAAUACAGAAACUUUGUGGAUGGAAGUCUCUUCAACAGAGUCUUUAAAACAUACAGUAUGAUGCACACCAACCAGACUGUGGACUUCGUCCAGCAAAAGCACGCUGAAUGGACCCACUGCAACCACUCUCAGAUGGGAAUGAUGGACGCCAUCAUGUCUCUGGACCAGCUGGUGGACGAGUCGGAUCCAGACGUCGACUUUCCCAACUCCUUCCAUGCCUUCCAGACUGCUGAGGGCAUCCGCAAAGAACAUCCAGACAAAGACUGGUUCCAGCUAGUGGGGCUGAUCCAUGAUGUUGGGAAAAUCUUGGCCCUGUGGGAUGAGCCGCAGUGGGCUGUAGUAGGAGACACAUUCCCUGUGGGCUGCAAAUUUCAAAACUCCAUAGUGUUCAGAGACAGAACCUUCCAGGACAACCCAGAUGAGAAAAACCCAAAAUACAAGACUGAAUAUGGGAUCUAUGAACCCAACUGUGGCCUUGACAAAGUGAUGAUGUCCUGGGGCCAUGAUGAGUAUCUCUACAGAGUCAUAAAGUUCAACAACUGCUCCAUCCCAGAGGAGGGGCUGUACAUGAUUCGAUUCCAUUCCUUUUACCCCUGGCACUCUCACGGAGAUUACACCCACCUGUGCAACGACAAAGACCUGCAGAUGCUGCCCUGGGUCAAAGAGUUCAACAAAUUCGAUCUGUACACCAAAACCACAGAUUUACCCAAUGUUGACGACCUGAGGCCUUAUUACCAGUCUCUGAUCGAUAAAUACUGUCCUGAAGUGCUUCAGUGGUGAAACAGCAGCAUCGACAUCAGAAAUCUGCUACAUGACUAUAACAUGUAAAUAUUAAUAAUUCAACAUUUUAUCAACACUUAAGCUGGACUUAGUGCUUUUUUGAUUAUCACCUUUUGCUUCUGGAAACUUCUAUCUCUGCAACAUGAAUCCUCAAGUCUCACAUAAUGAGACUAGAUGCAUUAUGUGAAAUUAUAGAUGCAUGUACAAACUUUUUUUUUGUUUUAUUGUAUUUUGACAAGUUAAAAAAAAUCUAAAUAAAAACUAUUGCUAUGUC